This is a messenger RNA of Cynara cardunculus var. scolymus (artichoke), 1071 nucleotides long. RefSeq names its product tropinone reductase homolog At5g06060-like. NCBI's taxonomy places the organism in Eukaryota, Viridiplantae, Streptophyta, Magnoliopsida, Asterales, Asteraceae. The transcript is spliced from 3 exons. The coding region runs from base 51 to 875 and encodes 274 amino acids. Gene Ontology annotation, molecular function: oxidoreductase activity. The record is from RefSeq and is a predicted model, not a curated record.
AGGCACUAGUGAAAUAUAUUGCAAAAUAAGCCAUCCAACAUACUUUGAUCAUGACUAUCGUCGUACCAGAAAGCUUUGCUGGCAUGUCUCUGACAAGAUGGUCUCUAGUCGGAAUGACUGCUCUAGUCACAGGUGGUACACGUGGAAUCGGCUAUGCUGUGGUGGAAGAACUGGCGGAGUUAGGGGCGGUGGUGCACACUUGCUCCCGGAACGAGUCUGAACUUAAUCAACGGUUACAAGAAUGGUCUGUCAAGGGUUUCAUCGUCACCGGAUCUGUCUGUGACGUAGCUUCUCGUCCCCAACGUGAACAACUUAUGGAAAAAGUCUCCUCACUUUUCAGUGGCAAGCUCAACAUCCUAAUAAACAAUGUUGGGAUGAACUACCCAAAACCUACAACAGAGUAUACUGCUGAAGACUAUUCGAUGAUCAUGGCUACCAAUUUGGAAUCUGGUUUCCAUAUUUCUCAACUUGCACAUCCUUUUUUGAAGGCUUCUGGAGUUGGAAACAUUGUGUUCAUUUCUUCAGUUGCUGGUCUUGUUCAUGCUAGUGUUGGGUCGACCUACAGUAUCACAAAAGGUGCAAUAAAUCAACUUACAAAGAAUUUAGCAUGCGAAUGGGCUGGAGACAAGAUUCGAACUAAUUCCGUAGCACCAUGGUUCGUUAAGACCUCUCUUAUUGAACAACUUAUAAGUAUGGAGGUUUUGGAAGAAAAGAAGUUUACGAGUGAUGUGGAAUCUAGAACUCCUAUGAAACGUUUUGGAGAAGCCAAUGAAGUUUCGUCUUUGGUGGCCUUUCUUUGCCUGCCAGCUGCUUCUUACAUCAUUGGUCAAACGAUUGCUGUUGAUGGAGGAUUUACGAUCAACGGUUUCCCCUGACUACAAACAAAUAACACAAUACUUGUCAAUUCAAGUGUGUUUUUAUGCUACUCGUGUUGUUUCAAAAUUCACUGUAAAUUAAAUGAAGACGUAUUAUUAUUUUAUGUAAUUCGUGUUGGUAUUCUAUUAUGGUCAGUAAAGGAAUGUGGAAUUUUAGGAGAAUAGCUGAUGCUUAUUUGAGUGCGGUUUUGGGAUA